CCUCGAAAUAUUUAUCAAAUACGUAAGUAAUUCGAAAGGUUUUUGUCUUAAUUUUUAUCUUUUAAUCGCUAAUUUUUGUCUAAAAUUCAGUAAUUCGAAGUGUUAUCUGGUGUAUUUGGUGAUCUCGAUCGUGUCUCGGUUAACUUUCGCUUUCGUUCGAGUAUCGUUUAAUGGAAGAUACGAGUGAAACGUAUUGCAAAAUGUAAAAUCCUCUCGGAGAUCUACUUACAGAAUACGCAACUUGAUCGAUAUUAAUUCUUCGCUGAGAGUCGACAAUUUCAAACAUGUUGUUCUCCGUGAUCAAAUCAGAUCUAGAACCAGAUACUCUGGCUAACUUGAGCUUAGAGUGUAUCUGCAAUAACCUAGACGAAGUAUUCCCAGCCAAUCUGUCUGGUUACGAAAUCGAAGACGAUAUGGUACUACCGAAGGAAAUCUGCGAAGCUUUGAUCGAAACCUAUCAACGAGUUGGAAAAACCAUCGAUAACGAGUUCCUGCACUUGUUCAGCAACAAGAAGAAAGCUGCUUUACAGAAGGUGGUUAUUUGGAAUAGCAAUAUCACCGAUGCUGGGUUAAAGAACGUAUUACAAUAUAAUCUGAAAGAAUUAGAUUUGGCUUAUUGUAAAUCGCUAAGUUACAAGUCGUUUGUCACGUUGAACGAAUAUGGCAAGAAUUUGAAAACGUUGUCGUUGGGCAGCGAAGUAAACAUGUUGAAGAACGUACCCGAAGAAUAUUCCGAAACCGAGCCAAAUAUCAGGAUUGGUCUGCCUUCAGAGUUCGCCUUCGGAUCGAAGGGGUUUACGUUCAAUAUGCCUAAUUUAACCAAAUUAAUUUUAAGAGAUAUAGUUCAAACGUUCCAACCAUCUUUUUAUCACACCUUGUUAGAAUCUUUACCAAAACUGACACAUUUGGAUUUCUCCAACUGCUCCGAUCUGGGAGACUUGUCCUAUAUCGCGAAAUGCACCAAUUUGACAUCUUUAACCUUAUUCAACUGUAAAAGAUUACCAGAAGCUAUACCCUAUAUAUGUCACUUGACUAAAUUAAGGCAUCUGGACAUAUCGAAUAUAGAUGAUAAAGAAGGCAUAUAUUCGGAUCCUAAUCACGUUCUCAAAGGCAUUAUCGUAUCGUUACCAAAUCUCAUCUCGUUGGACAUAUCUGGUACCAAUUUGGCUGGCGAAGGUUGUGUCGAAAGAGAUCUAUUCGAUAAAACCCGAACUUAUCAUUCAGAUAUACCUGGUUUGGCUGGCAGAUAUGAAAACCAUCUGGAAUUCGUUGGACUGUAUGGUACAAAACAUGGUGCUUGUAAAAGACACCAUAUUCCUGCUGUCAAGAUUUCCGGUGAUGCUGACGAGAGUCAGAUUACAACCGCGGCGACAGUGUACAUGAAUCGUCCUCUGAUGUUGCAACGUGUUUUGAACGAUUUAUUCCAUUUCUUAAGGGCCGAAGCUUGCGUUAAUAUGUCCAAAGUACUGCAUAUUAUUCUAGAAGCACUCAAUACUCAUGCACCAGAAAAACAUAUACAGAUUUCGGGAAGCGCCGCUUUAUUCUACAUCGCUCGCAACAAGCAUACGAAUUUGCUGACUCAGAACGUUAAAAACAUGGUGAUCAGCACGUUGAUAAAUGGAAUGAAUCUUCAUAUCAACGACGAAACAAUGAUACGAAACGGAUGUCUAACUUUAUGCCAGUUUAGAAUUCCCCAGGAUAUUCUAUUCGUGUACAAUAAAUUAGUCGUAUUGCUCUUGCACGUGGUUAUGGUUAAAGAAGACGGCAGUUUCGAACAAAGGAUCGCGAUUUAUUUACUGAAUUCUUUAGCGUGUCAAGUUAACGAUGUCCAGAAAGAAACAUUAGGCGAAUUGAAAAUCAUCGAGAAAAUGCUUAAAUUGAUUAACAACAGAAUCCAGCAUAAAGUAUGCGACGAUGUGCUGGAAGUGGCCUGGUCCACGAUGUGGAAUGUAACCGACGAGACACCGGUCAACUGCGAACGAUUUUUAGACAAUGAUGGAAUGACCUCGUUCACUGGAUGUCUCGAUCAAUUUCGCCAGAAAACCGAACUUAUGAGGAAUAUGAUGGGAUUACUGGGCAACGUAGCCGAAGUAAAGGGCCUCCGACCCAGACUUAUGCCUUAUAUCAAAACGUUCUACGAUCUAGUUGAUUCUUUAGCCGAUGGCAUCGAGGUUAGCUAUAACGCUGCUGGAGUCAUUUCCCAUAUCGCUUCGGACGGUGAAGAAAAUUGGACUGAUACGAAUAUCAGACGAACCGAAGUACUUAAUAAAAUGGUUAGCUGUAUUAACGAAUGGGAUUUGCAGAGCGAACGAAAUAUCAAUUAUCAUUCCUUCGAACCAAUCCUCAAGUUGACUAGAGUCUGGCAUACGCCCGAAUGUCAACAUUGGGCUAUUUGGGCUUUAGCAAAUUUAACCAAAGUCUAUUCCGAGAAAUACUGUCCAAUAUUGGAAGCAGAAGAUGGCAUACAGGAUGUACAAAGGCUCAUAGACGAUCCUAGACCGAAUAUCGAAAUCAAAAAAUUAGCCAAAAUAGUCAUGGAAAAUUACCACUCGUAUCAACGAGGCCUUCAAGCGGCUCAACCUCUAGUACUUACGAGUAACCGAUUACCUCGCGGGGCUGCGGAUCAUUAGUCUCCUUAUUCCCUUAUUUAAUAUUUCCUCUUUUUAUGUACUCUGACAGUCUCUCUCUCCUCUCUCUCUCUUUCUCUCUGUUCGUUUCCCAGCCAGCGUAUUUUUAUUUUCUUCUGUUCUGUAUACUGAUAUAAGUACCUAGAAGUGUAAUAUAUUAGGGUUGUUUUGUCGUUUUUAUCGUGGGUAUUGUCCGUUUUAAUCGCUUUCGAUAGGAGCUGUAACACCUCCAUUUUAGUUAUCCGACAUCGUGUCUGUAUUGUUCAUCUUUAUACAUUAGUCCUUAUAAUAUGCUUAUAAAGCAAUGUAUCAGUUCAUAGAGCUAUAAUAUUCGCCAUGGUUGUUUUACGUACUCGUAUUUUCCCCUUCUCGAGAGUUGAAAUAAUUUGGCUACGUUGAACGUGCGAAUUUUAUUUCAACCUAUCGACUUAUUUUUAGCAUACGCGAACGUAGGUAUCUCGAAAACGAUUUUCGAUUUCGAGCUUACGAAAAUAUGUUUUAUGAAUAAUAGCAAAGUUACCUGGACAAUGGACAUCGUGCAGAAUGGAUUUCUUCGUGGAAGUGGCGCGCUUUGUAUCUACGCCAUUUUUUUUCCUUUUUUGUCGGUAUUUUAAUUCUUUUUUUUUCUCUGUUUUUAUUUUAGCCCCGAAUUACUAUUAUUUAUUGUUGUAUGAUUUUUUUUUCUUCGUUUUAAAUGUGUUAUAUUUACCUAUUAUGUAUUUUAAUCGCGAAGUUGUUUUGUACUUCCUUCUAUGUGGGAUCAUCUGUCGUAGAUAUGUAACAUGUUGCUACGCUUUUGUGUAGUCAAGUCACUCGUCGUGAAAGUAUCGUAGCAUAAUGUAAUCGUGCAACAUGCAACAUGUCCCUUUUGAGUUAUUUUACUAUGAUUUUUUUUUUUUUAGCGGUAACUUACUAACAUAAACAUGUUACUUUUUUUUCGCUUAAAUAUACGAUGUUUGAUUAAUA
Messenger RNA from Planococcus citri (citrus mealybug), 3593 nucleotides. RefSeq names its product protein zer-1 homolog. Gene Ontology annotation, cellular component: Cul2-RING ubiquitin ligase complex. The transcript is spliced from 10 exons. The record is from RefSeq and is a predicted model, not a curated record. Lineage: Eukaryota; Metazoa; Arthropoda; Insecta; Hemiptera; Pseudococcidae. Bases 285 to 2630 code for a protein of 781 amino acids.